Messenger RNA from Knipowitschia caucasica, 252 nucleotides. The record is from the annotation of a GenBank genome assembly. NCBI's taxonomy places the organism in Eukaryota, Metazoa, Chordata, Actinopteri, Gobiiformes, Gobiidae.
AUGAAGUGCCGGGAGCGUGAGGCUGUCAUGUACCUGACACCAGACUCACCGCCGGCCCCACACCUCGCCAACCACCACCGCAGCCAGAGAGUCACUCGGCAACCUCAGAUAAGGAAGGAGGAGAACGUGCAAAUGAGGAGGAUGAGUGAGGUGGGUUGGGGGGGGGGGGGGGGGGGGGGGGGUACAAACACAACACCACCCAAACCCCCCACAGCCAAAAACAUGUGGUGGUGGGGGGUUAAGUUGGUGUGA